CUUGAGUUUUGUCAAUCGUUCUCGCUUUUCCAUCACCGAAAUGGCAAUUGAUGUAACAAUGGGGGUAGAGGUAAGUCCCAUUGCAUAUGACAAUAUUGUUUUGCGGUACUGCUUAUUGAAUUAUAUGAAGAAAGGUAUAUAUUUGUGCUGACUCUUGUUGCCUUGCCAUUUCUGCCCCCUAGAAUCCAGAAAGUUCAUCGCCAUAUAUAUUGAAUCGCCUUGCCUUGAAUGGUSUUGAAUGUAAUGUUAUUAUAGUGAUUCUGAGGACUUCUCGAUGCGCAAGAUUUGUUCAAUCUCGUGCAGCAAUUAAUGCAGGCAACAGAAUCGAUUGGUAUGGAAUAUAUCAACUGUCAAAAUGGUUAAAUCCCUGUUCUUAUUAUUAUUCUAUGUGUCGGAAGCAACGCAAGUCGCCUUACCAGAGUGAUAUUGGCAAAGAUCAUCAGAAUCUUUCCCUAGUUGAACCUACCGCUAACGCAACAAAACAUAAUUCGAAAGGAAAUGGUGGAACUGUUGCGUUGGCGGCGGUUCAUGCUGAGUCCAAGCGAAAGAGAGGGGAAAGGAACCUCCGCCGAAGUUCAAGUGUAUGGAAGAAUUUGAAAUUUAACUUUCUGAAACGAUCAGAUCCGGAGAUGAUCAAUAAAUACGAUGCCGCCUCCAAAAUCCAAAGAGCCUGGCGAAAUCGAGUGCAGUUUGGAGCCUGUGCCGACGAAGAGCAGAGCAACCCUGCGUUCGAGCCCAAUCGACUCAGUGUCAGAAAUCCACCAGAGAGAAGAUCAACAAAUAUUGCUGUAUUGGGAACACUCUCCCAGGCACCUGUCGGCAGAAUGAAUUCCGCAGAAACUAUUAUACCUACUAAGUCUCGAUCUCGAUUUCAAAGUAAAGCUGGAAAAGAACACGGCGAAUCGCAGGUGCGAAGUGACAUGAGAGAAUUGCUUGGAAAUCGGGUUGCAAUCGGGACACUGAUUAUGCUCAUAUUCACAGUUCUCUGUACAUAUACACGUCACAGUACAACACAAAUAAAAACCAUGAUAGUACUGCAUUCGCAAACAAGGAAGCCAGCAUAUGCCAAACCUUCUUUGACUGCGGCAGUAAACACGACAGCUCCCACACUUUAUCAGUAUAGUCCCUCGAUUGGAUCAGUGACCUGGUUUCCGAAUCCUCGAUACGGCAACAGCACAGAUCUGACAGAGCGCAACAUUGUCAAGAUCA
Molecule: messenger RNA, 1209 nt
Organism: Pseudo-nitzschia multistriata
Lineage: Eukaryota; Bacillariophyta; Bacillariophyceae; Bacillariales; Bacillariaceae
Source: the annotation of a GenBank genome assembly